AUGGCCUUGAACAAGUUAACCUUUAUUACUUGCUCAUUCCUAGUUACCCUACUCAUCUUAAACUGGGAAAUUCAGUCUAUUGAUGCAAGGUAUUUGAAAUCAAGGAGUAGUGAACUCCAAAACCUCCCAAUUAACAACAAAACCCACGAAAACAAAACGGAGGAUAAUGCAGGUCACAAAAGUGACUUGCAUGGUAAGAGCUCUACUGAAGCAUCAUUAGUUGUAUCUCCGCCUCCACCACAAAGUGGUCAGGUUGGUGGUUCAGCACAGCCACCACCAUCACCAGCGCAUGCCGUAGAUGACUUCAGGCCCACAGCUCCAGGUCACAGCCCCGGCGUUGGACAUUCUCUACAGAAUUAG
Molecule: messenger RNA, 360 nt
Organism: Pyrus x bretschneideri (Chinese white pear)
Lineage: Eukaryota; Viridiplantae; Streptophyta; Magnoliopsida; Rosales; Rosaceae
Product: precursor of CEP5-like
Exons: 1
Coding region: 1-360 (119 amino acids)
Biological process (GO): root development; regulation of leaf morphogenesis; nitrate import
Cellular component (GO): extracellular region
Molecular function (GO): hormone activity
Source: RefSeq, a predicted model, not a curated record